Castor canadensis (American beaver) is the source of this 1120-nucleotide messenger RNA. RefSeq names its product G protein-coupled receptor 88 (gene Gpr88). NCBI's taxonomy places the organism in Eukaryota, Metazoa, Chordata, Mammalia, Rodentia, Castoridae. Gene Ontology annotation, biological process: G protein-coupled receptor signaling pathway. Gene Ontology annotation, cellular component: membrane. Gene Ontology annotation, molecular function: G protein-coupled receptor activity. The record is from RefSeq and is a predicted model, not a curated record.
CCCUUGAGCUCAGCGUCUGCUUUUGCAGCCAGCCAUCGUCGCUGCUUCUGCUGCCUGCUCACCGGCCUGGGCUUGCAGCCCGCUGCCACUUAACUUUCUCCAGCUCCUCUGGCCGCCGAGAAGGGCCCUGCAGCUGCUGGUUCCUGUCUGGGACCAUGUGUGAGGAUGCUGCUUGGGAGAAACCGGGCAGUUGUCCCUGGCACUGAUCCCAGCUGAGUUUCUCCUGUUGAUUUCUGGACCACAGAUGCUGCUACUGAGAAGGCAGGCGAGUGUCAGGAUGGGCCGCGCUGCACGAAGCCGAAGCCGUCGCUAGGGCGCGAGGUGUGAAGAGGUGGCCAGGAUGACCAACUCCUCGUCCACGUCCACGUCCUCCACCACCGGGGGAUCGCUGCUGCUGCUGUGCGAGGACGAGGAGGCGUGGGCGGGCCGCCGCAUCCCCGUGUCCCUCCUCUACUCGGGCCUGGCCAUCGGGGGCACGCUGGCCAACGGCAUGGUCAUCUAUCUCGUGUCGUCCUUCCGCAAGCUGCAGACCACCAGCAACGCCUUCAUCGUCAACGGCUGCGCCGCCGACCUCAGCGUCUGCGCGCUCUGGAUGCCGCAGGAGGCGGUGCUGGGGCUCCUGCCCGCCGGUUCCACCGAGCCCCCGGGGGACUGGGACGCCGCGGGGGGCAGCUACCGCCUGCUGCGGGGCGGGCUGCUGGGCCUGGGCCUCACCGUGUCCCUGCUGUCCCACUGCCUGGUGGCCCUGAACCGCUACCUGCUCAUCACCAGGGCGCCCGCCACCUACCAGGUGCUGUACCAGCGGCGCCACACGGUGGGCAUGCUGGCGCUGUCCUGGGCGAUCGCGCUGGGCCUGGUGCUGCUGCUGCCACCCUGGGCCCCGCGCCCGGGCGCCGCGCCCCCGCAGCUGCACUACCCCGCGCUGCUGGCUGCGGGCGCGCUGCUGGCGCAGACGGCGCUGCUGCUGCACUGCUACCUGGGCAUCGUGCGCCGCGUGCGCGUCAGCGUCAAGCGGGUCAGCGUGCUCAACUUCCACCUGCUGCACCAGCUGCCCGGCUGCGCGGCCGCCGCCGCCGCCUUCCCCGCCGCCCCGCACGCGUCCGGCCCCGGCGGCGCCGCG